This is a messenger RNA of Brassicogethes aeneus, 2532 nucleotides long. Lineage: Eukaryota; Metazoa; Arthropoda; Insecta; Coleoptera; Nitidulidae. The record is from the annotation of a GenBank genome assembly.
UUCAAAUUGAUCUUUGUCGGGCUAACCUAAAAAAAUUACUUUAUUCUGUUUGUGGGUUUGUUUCGUGCAGAAAAUCGUAAAGAUGACUUAAAAAUGAAUGAAAUGUGAAGGGACAAAGAAUUGCGAGAUAAUAUACUGUGCCAUGGAUACAAAAAAUAUGAUCGUCUAUUAGGUAUAGGUUUGUCAAAAAUGAAGAUUUCAACAAAAAUUUGCACAUCAAAAGUGUUUAAUUUUAAUAGCUAUUACACAAGCUCACACAAUAAAUACAAGAAUUUCUUUUUUAUUUUGCUAUUUUUGAUUCUGUUAAUUUCGGUUUUAUUUAUAUUCUCAUUGUCUUGGAGUAGUUAUGAUGAAUCAAAAAAAUUCGAAAAAGUCAAGUUGGUAAACAUCUACAAUUUACCGGAAGUUAUUAUAAAAUCCGGCACACCAACAAAACCCAGAAAUGUACAUUGCACCCACUGGAACUGUUUUAAUAUUUACAAAUGUGGACAUUCAGCCUUUGACAGGAUAUCUGUGUAUGUUUACCCAUUAAAGAAGUAUGUGGAUGAAGAUGGGGUACCAGCUACAGAACUCAUGUCUAAAGAGUACUACCAACUUCUUGAAGCUGUGAUUAAUUCGAAAUAUUACACUGCCAAUCCCAAUAAAGCUUGCAUAUUAAUUCCAUCCAUUGAUACACUAAAUCAAGGCAGAUUAAGGUCAAAUUUAACAUCAAAGGCAUUGAAUUCCCUUCCACACUGGAAUGGAGGAGAGAACCACUUAAUUUUUAACCUGAUUUCCGGAAGCAGCCCUGACUUUGCUCCGGUGGUUGAGUUGGAUAUCGGAAAUGCCCUUUUAGCCGGAGCAGGAUUUGAUACUUACAGCUUCCGGGAGGGAUUCGACAUACCCUUGCCUCUCUACAGUCCAGUGGCGCACUUGGGUAAAGUCGAUCAUAUCCAAAGAAAUAGAACGUGGUUAAUAACAUCGUCCCAAAUAAACAUAAAUCCGCAUUUCUUGAACGAGCUGCAGAAGUUGUCGUACCAACACCGCAACCAAAUACAAAUUUUGGACGCGUGUGCCGGCAUCGGAAACUACACGCAACGUUGCGACGUCUCAUCGGAGUCGGAGCACGCUUAUCCCCAACUUUUGCAGGAAAGCACGUUUUGCAUGGUGUUCAGGGGCGAGCGUAUGGCGCAGUUCGCGCUGCUCGAGGCUCUGGCCGCCAAUUGCAUCCCCAUAUUUGUAAUAGACGGAGCAGUAUUGCCAUUUAAAAAUGUGAUAGACUGGAAACAUUCGGCCAUAUUCGUGAUGGAAGAUUACUUAGGCACUGUAAUUGAUGUCGUGAGCACGAUUUCUAGCAAAAGAGUCAGAGAAUUGCAGAGUAGCGUUAAGUUUAUUUAUGAUAAGUAUUUUUCGAGUAUUGAAAAAAUAGUCAUUACGAGUUUAGAUGUUGUACAGGAUCGUAUUUAUCCACAGUGGAGAAAGGUCUACGAUCAAACUAAUUUAGUGAGACGAGAGGAUAACUCAAAUCCUUUAUUUUUUCCUAUAACAGCGCCCAAAUCUCACGGGUUUACCGCUGUUAUUUUAACGUAUGAUCGAAUCGAAAGUCUUUUUACUUUGAUUGAAAGGCUGUCCAAAGUUCCUAGUCUCAUGAAAGUCCUGGUGGUUUGGAACAACCAAAAGAAAAGUCCGCCUCCAUUAUCAGAAUUUCCUGCAAUAUUAAAACCAAUAAGACUUAUAAGAACAAAAGAAAAUAAAUUAUCAAAUAGAUUUUUACCUUUUAAAGAGAUUGAAACAGAGGCUGUUUUACAUAUCGAUGACGAUAUCGUCAUGCUUACUUCGGAUGAAGUCGAAUUUGCCUAUGAAGUUUGGAGAGAAUUUCCUGAUAGAAUAGUUGGUUUUCCCUCUCGAAUGCAUAAAUGGGAUAACAUAACUAGCACUUGGAAGUACGAAUCAGAGUGGACCAACGAAAUUUCCAUGGUUUUAACUGGGGCGGCUUUUUUGCAUAAGUAUUGGAGUUACUUGUACACCAAAGGCAUGCCUUCAAACCUUAAAGACUGGGUCGAUGACCACAUGAACUGUGAAGACAUUGCCAUGAAUUUUUUGGUUGCAAAUGCAACAAAUAAACCACCCAUAAAGGUAACACCUAGGAAAAAGUUUAAAUGUCCAGAAUGUAUAAAUAACGAGAUGCUAUCAGCUGACUUGGGGCAUAUGGUGGAGAGAACUCAAUGCAUUAAUAGAUUUACAAAGGCAUUUGGAAGAAUGCCUUUAAAAUCGGUCGAAUUCAGGGCAGAUCCUGUACUCUUCAAGGAUCCAUUCCCGGAAAAAUUAAAACGUUUUAACGAUAUUGGCAGCCUAUAAUUUUAAUUUAUUUGACAUUGUAUAUAUUUGUACCUACAUAAAUAAAAUUAUUAUUGUUGCUCUGAACUGACUUAUCAGGGUUGAUUAAUUUUGUAAUAUAAUUUAAAACUUUUGAUAUUUUUGUAUAUGUUUGUAAAGACAGAAAAUGUAAAUUUUAUUUUGAAUAUUUAUUUAUUUUUUAUUUAAGGAUAAUAA